Messenger RNA from Anopheles funestus (African malaria mosquito), 6576 nucleotides. Its product is annotated as Kv channel-interacting protein 1. Gene Ontology annotation, molecular function: calcium ion binding. The transcript has 7 exons. Lineage: Eukaryota; Metazoa; Arthropoda; Insecta; Diptera; Culicidae. The record is from RefSeq and is a predicted model, not a curated record. The coding region runs from base 1585 to 2202 and encodes 205 amino acids.
CUCGUUCGCCGUUGGGUUUGGUUCGGGCUCCAUCAAGUGGUGCGCUCUGGUACGAUUCGCGCGGUUAGCCCUUAGUUUCAGGAUCGACGCUGGUACAGAACGUCCCAUUCGUGGCGUUCGGACGGAUUUCGCAUCAUUUCGAUUCGGUUAAAAAUUGUCUGCCCAGAAACGGUUGUGCGUGUGAGGUACGGUGAAAGGCCACGGGUUACCCAAAAAUGCUUGCAAAGAAAGUGAAACCGUGGGCAUGUGUGUAAAUGCUAGAAAACCCAGUUACGUGGCUGAGGUACUGUUAAUUUGUUUAUUGAAAAAUUUGUUACCCUACUUUAAAUGGGCAUUUGGCGAAUGAUUUCUAUUCAUGAAACAGGCGUGGCGUGUUCAAGAAAUUCCAGAAACUAAAACCACCUCGAGCUCGGUUAAUUGAUGAACUGUUGUGGCUAGCUUAUCUCGUGCUACGUUUGUUAAGUUUUGCGCUGCAACGAAAGGUAUGCUAGUGUGAUAAAGGUGGCCGUGUGCUUGUAUUCGAAAAUGAAGUAAAUGUGUUAUAUGUGAACCCGCAAAAAACGCGUAUAGAAGAACGCGCGAACCACAGUGCUAGAGAGUGCGUUAGUUCGGUUCGGUUUCGGUUUUCUUCUGGAAAAAUUCUUGCGUGAAGUGAAAUAAAGUAACGUAGUAUCUCUUUACGGCAUCGCGUAUCACCAUUCCUGUAUCAGUGCCAUUGGUCGUGACGGGGAAAUCGUUCACGUUAACGGUAGCGUUUAUUUUCUUUUCAUUUCAAAAGUUUGUGGUUGCGUGCUUAACCACACUUUGCGAAAAGGUGUGUGCUUAAGGCGCACGUGUAAUCCAGUGGUUGUGCUGCCAGUGUUUGUCUUUGUGAUCGGAUGUCCGUUUCUUGUUUUUUAAAUGGUUCACCCACAAACGUCUGAACCUUGUGCAUCAGGACGAUCCGUUUUUAUUCUACCCGUCAAUCUCAUCAAGAGGGUCAACCCGAUAAGCUGAAAGUGACAACGACCGCUGACUCGUUCAUUUUUUGUUACUACGCGGAAAUGGUUCAAAAAUGCAUCAAAUAAAAUUGUUUCUUAACGAAAUGCAGCGGAAUCUCAUGCCGGAAUUCAUAUCAUAAGCUGUAUAAAGAAGUUCUGUAUAGAUUUUAAAACUACGCGCAAGCAACUUCAUCAAAUAGCACCCUUGCUUGUGUCAUCAGCUUUAUCGGGAAAAGUUGAAGAAAUCUAGCCCGUGCAAAUAAAUAGGAACAGACGGAAAAAGUUUGACGACUCCUGUUUCCUCACCACACGUUCACCUUCUGCGGCAUUCUUGUAAGGUUGUUUCCAUCUUCCACCGUCGGAAGUGAGCUGUAAGUUCACAUUUUGUAAAAGUUAAUUCAAGCACACCACAAUCUGUAAGCUGCUUGCCCAUACGGUGGUCAACAAACCGCAUGACGAAGCAAAACGGUGCAAAUAGUGGCUGACGAGUUUUAGCAAUUCUACGAGCUCAACCCUAAGAACCAGCUCGGCCAGUGGCAGUGGACCGGAAGUAAACCCCGGAAACUUCGCUCCUGCGGUUGUCCCGGUUAAGGUCAAUGAAAAGAUGGCUACCCCACCGGACAGUCCGAUCGAGGAGGUGGUGUACGAGCUAGAGCCUACCCGGGCACCGAAACCAAUACCUGUCGCGCUCGAGGAUCUCUGCCGGUUGACAAAGUUCACCCGCCAGGAGAUACGGGUCAUGUAUAGAGGCUUCAAAACGGAAUGUCCCGAUGGGGUUGUGCACGAGGACAGCUUCAAGGAUAUCUAUGCGAAAUUCUUCCCACACGGAAAUUCCAGCCUUUAUGCGCACUAUGUGUUCAAAGCGUUCGAUGUCAACUGCAACGGAUCCAUUACCUUCCGGGAUCUUCUAGUCACUCUCUCUACUCUACUUCGUGGUUCCGUUUACGAGCGACUACGAUGGACAUUCCGAUUAUACGAUAUCAAUGGAGACGGUUGCAUCAGCCGAGGAGAAUUGGGAGAAAUUGUGUCGGCCGUGCACGAACUCAUGGGUCGACGACCACACCAACCAGACGAUGACCGGAAGGCCCGGGAACAGGUUGAUCGAGUAUUUGCUAAACUAGACCUGAACCAGGAUGGUAUCAUCACGAUCGAGGAAUUUCUGGAAGCAUGUCUGAAGGAUGACGUCGUCACGAAGUCACUGCAAAUGUUCGACUGUCUUUGAUGACCGUCGGCCGAAAGUGUCUACGCAGGAUUGCGCAAACCCGACCUAGAUCGGUUUGCGUUGAUCCAUCUCUAAGGCAGGCAGGAGGACCUGAUCUAAGAUGCCGGGUGCUCGAAAACAGCAGCCCCCCCGGCAAGGAUCAGUGCCCUCAGAUAAUUCCGUGUGGACGGAUUUGCUCAUAGCGUAGAGUGGUUAAGUUUGUUCGUAAAAAAAGAAAUAAAUCUAAAACCCAUCAACACACGUAGCAGGCACACGCGAGUAGGGCGUGUAAAUAAUCCAAUUCUUCCAAUGCUUGCAUUCGAUUCCAAGAAUCCUCCCAAGAUGGAGGCGAUAGACGAGGGCCCGUCCAGUUGCAUCCGGACGGUUGCCACCAUAUUGCUCCGGUCCAUAUCACGUUCCAGUACAUCUACGAAAGCAAUAACGUUUAUGUUGAUAAGAUGCUAAGAAGCGGGCGCCGAAGCUAAACUAACGAACCGUGAUCAUGCCAAGCCACAGUGCAGGUGAUCGGGAAGAUGUUAUUAAUAAACAUGUUUUUAUAUAGUUUGUAUUACCAAGUCGCUCUUGGGGGAUUUUUUCGUUCUUCUUUUGUUCCUGCACCGAUGAGAAGGAUCAGCACCGGAUUUUGUAGAAUACGAUCGUUUCACUCCCCGUUACGUUUCGGGAUGGUUACAAUAAUAACAUUAGCAUUGAGGUGGAUUGAAUAUAAGGCACACAUUUGGAAGAAAAAAAUCAAACAGGCAUACCAUCUCUCUAGUUGUAGCCACUGUCUCAAGUGUAGCAUGUAAGAAAUUUAUCAUAAACGAAUCUCAUUCUUUCAUCCUGUGGGAUGUCAAGCACAUUCACUUCAAACGUUUAAUCGCUCAGUGAGGACAGUGUGGAUAUAUAAAAAACCGCUUAGUUGACAAUAGACAAUCGUUUACAGGUAGUUUCGGUCAGUAGAGAAACCUAGGGACUUCGAAAAAAAAAUCAAACUUCAUUUACACUAUUCGUAAAAAUCAUUCAACAAACGCUGUGGAAGACCAGAAUCUCCUCAAAAAUCCCGAGCGAAGUGAACACAAAAACUAAAAAAAACUAUUUCGAGUCACUUAAAAUGACAUUUAAUUUGAUUACGUAGGCAGCUAUCAGACGUGAAAUUCCUAGUUAAAAUGAGCAACAACAACAAAAAUAAUCGAAAUGUUAGGUUUGCCCUUAUUGCAACGAAACUAGCCAUGUACAGAAUUGCACGAACGCCCAUGUUUACUAUCAAAUACUAAACCAGUAUUACCAUUCCAUUCCUAUGUUUUCUAUGUGGUGUUGCUCUGUAGACGCAAUGUGUGCUAAAACAAAAAUUGGUAUUGGAUGCCCAACCGUAGGUGUUGGGAUGUGCGGCCGAACAAAGCAUAACACUAAACAAAUUACGCAUUAAACCAUUGUAAGAAAGGUAACUAACAAAACACCAAAUACUACCAAUAAGUAACAAACCCAUAGGGAUAACCCAAGCCAGUACGAACAUAAGUAGACUAGCGCAGAACGAAUAAGGGCGUGAAACGGUGACGAUUGAAAAGGGUAAGCGCAUCAAAUAGCAAUGUGGCUGAAGAAUGGAAAUAUUUUAAAUUAAAUAGCAAUUUUAAAAUCAAUUAGCUUAAGAUGAUGAGUGAAACCGCCAUGCAAGCAGCCAAAUUGUAAAACGAUGAGCGAACAAAAGUUUUAGAAAUCUCUCAAAGCAAAUUAAUCUCGGUCUCGGUUCUCGAUUCCAUACUUGGCACGAUGUCGCCGUCGAAGCAUGUGGGUAAGGUUUUGGAAAUUUCCUAUCUGUUUGUCAGUGUCUCUUGUAUGGAUGUAUUUCCUCGGUUUUAUGCGCGUGUACCGUAUGGAAAAGCGAAACACACACGCUCAAUCCCCAUUGUGCGAACGGUGUGGCGGGAAAAUGAUAUUGCGAAGGAUGAAUUGUAUGACAGUGUUCCUUAGUGUGUAGCCGACAUACUAGACACUCUCGGGUGUAGAACAAGUGUUGCAUGCGUUUGCUCUGGCGCUUCUCUACACUAUCGUACAAGUCGUUUAGCUACUAGAAGCGGAACGUCUCUAGACAAACAACUCUAGCAUAUUAUAGGUAAAGCUGUUUUAAGGACAAAAGUCAAACAAACAUUUAAAACCACACCACAUGUCGGUAUCCUACCAGUCAGCGAUGCGAUCGUUUCGCAUCGCUAUACUGUUUAUAACAGGUAGUUGAAUGACGUUUCAACGACACACUUCACUCCUCGAUUGCUUGCCCACCGUAUGACGGUGGAUUAAUAUUUAACACGUUACAAACAAAAACUAUAAAUACAUAGAGAGCUGCAUAAGUGUCUACAGUUUAUCGAAAAACGAAACAACAAAAGAAGAAGCUACCUUUCUCCCCCCUUUUUGCAUUUGGAACAGACGCACAAGUAAACCAUACUGCACUGAGAGAGUCACUCGAUCGUUGGGUUAUUUGUUUACCGUUGAAAAUCCUCUUCAUCAUCUCAUUCAUCAUUGAUGUACACAAAAUAAGUUCAUUUAUUUACAUUCCAGAGGACUGUUUUACUAAAACGGACUGUAACGCAUACGAAUUGCAUACUUUUAGGCGAAUUGUUAUACAUCUUUGAGAGAUUGUGUUACAAAACGCCUAGCUGUAUGCAACCGGCAUGACAAAAGUAGAAUUGAUAAGAAUUUGUUGGAUAAGGCUUACAAAACUUUCCUCUGCGAUAUUUCUUUUGUGACAUUCACCCAUGCAAGAUGUUCAUUUUCUCACUUUCAAUCGCGCUUCUAUUUGGGGAAGCAUAUGAACAAAUAAACGUGGAAUUGUUCGAUCGUAAUCGCUCGGAGGAUCAAUCUUUACUACCCACCCAUUCAACUCAGAACGAAAAACCCAACACAAUCAAAACAGUCGACGAUCGCUUCAGUUGAGAAAACAUUCAUUCACACAUUUUGUAAAACGAAAAAACCAAAAAACGAAGCCAGUAUUGCCUGUAUAACCGACACCUCAAAUGAGCUCUAUUUUUCUAGCGUAAUCUGUAAACUGUUAUAAAUCGUACUGAAUUGGGUAAUGUUGGUGAGGCGUUUUCCUUAAACCCUUUACCACUUUUUUAUUCUUAAAGCGGCAUACUUUUCCAAACCCGUUUUUUUCUUUUUGAGCGAAAACCGUUGAAUGCAUAUAUUGCCCGGGCAAAUCGAAUACAACACACUACAAAAACGAAAUCAUUCUGUCAAUUACCGAACUAGCACCGUCAUCGUAAUGGUUGCUGUACUAUUCAACGAUCGUGUCACGUACUUACAUUUUAACUUGCUCACUCAAUUCACACCAUUUGCAUACGGUUGUUUUAUGGCACCCAUUUGUUAAGAAUCAUAUACAGGCUGCGCUCAGAAAGCGUGACCGCUUGCGGAGCAGAAGCAUAGAGAUAAAAUCCCGGAUACGGCGGUGAAGUCUGAACGUUCAACAAAUACCCCACUUUUGCUGUAAGUCGAAAAAAUCUGUUUUUAAAUGUACCUGUGUAUAAAGUAGCGUUUAAAGAGAUUCAUUAAGCAUGACUGCUGUGCAAACGAAUGAAAUCUGUCACCGGGAGAUUAUGCAGCAGAUGUAGAGAAAAAAGAAACAUUGGGGAUAAGAAAGGGAUCGAUUAAGGAAACGAUAACAAAAGGUACAGAAAAGAAUAUUCUCUCCCACCAAAGUAUUAGAAACUAGGGCUUCUUUCAUCUCGAUCGUUUAUCUCACCGGGAUGGCGAACCCCGAGAUGAAGGUGCAUAGUGAUGACCGAUUAACAGACGUCCGGAAAGACGAACUUAUAUAUAUAUAUAUAUAAAGUAACAAAUGAAGAUAUAUAUACAUAUACAUAGGCAGAAAAGAAAAUGAAAACAGCACUAGUAACGCGUUAAACAAUUUAACUAAUGAUCGGUAGUGUAAUUAAGAUGCAAAAUAUGAAACUAAAAAACAUUGUUGAGAUAAACGGUUCCAGCUUGUGUGGUAAGAAAAACCCCGGCAAAAAAAACAAGGAACAAAGAAGGGAAACAUACGAAGAACAGUGAACACUUUGAAACCCAAAUUUUGACACACAAUCACACACAUACACACACACAUCGUCGUCCAUUGGCUGUACAAAGUGAAAAAAGUUAAGUUACUAAAUUCCAUUUCAAGCACUACACUCUAUACCGGAUUGCUUAGCCGCGCUCGUUAAGCGGCUCUGUCCAGCGUAUAAACCACAGACACACAUCUACACACGAUUCAACUGUCCGGCCAUCCGCAUUACCGGUUAUGUUUUCUUGAUGUUUCCCUGGAAGAAAAGGAUAUAAAUUGUACAUCGUGAGCAAGGAAUCAUUCUAGCGCACCGCUGUUUAAAUAAAUGAAACUGGUUAUCAAUAAGUGUUUACGGCAAUUGAAAA